Molecule: messenger RNA, 778 nt
Organism: Crotalus tigris (Tiger rattlesnake)
Lineage: Eukaryota; Metazoa; Chordata; Lepidosauria; Squamata; Viperidae
Gene: MED31
Product: mediator complex subunit 31
Exons: 4
Coding region: 99-485 (128 amino acids)
Biological process (GO): regulation of transcription by RNA polymerase II
Cellular component (GO): core mediator complex; mediator complex
Molecular function (GO): transcription coregulator activity
Source: RefSeq, a predicted model, not a curated record
GAAUUUCCCAGAAUGCAUCGAGAUGUGUUUGGAGGGCGCAGAACCGUCGCCGCGGCCGCCAUCUUGGUGCGUGAGAUCGGAUUAUUGUGUCCGCCACCAUGGAGGGCGAUGAUACUGGAAAUCGACUUCGUUUCCAACUAGAACUGGAAUUUGUGCAGUGUUUAGCAAAUCCCAACUACCUCAAUUUUCUUGCCCAGAGAGGAUACUUCAAAGACAAAGCAUUUGUAAAUUAUUUAAAAUACUUGCUCUAUUGGAAGGAACCAGAGUAUGCCAGAUACCUAAAGUAUCCCCAAUGCCUGCAUAUGCUAGAGCUGCUCCAAUAUGAACAUUUCCGUAAAGAACUAGUGAAUGCGCAGUGUGCAAAAUUUAUUGAUGAGCAACAGAUACUACACUGGCAACACUAUUCCCGCAAGCGGAUGCGCCUCCAGCAGGCCCUUGCAGAACAGCAGCAGCAGCAACAGCAGAACAGCACCUCUGUCAAGUGAGCCAUUAGGCACUACAAAAACUCCUUGCAAGGGCAGAAGGCACCUGUGGAUUUAAUCUGGGGAAUUGAUAUCUGAAAUGCCUUAGCACGGUGAUGGUAUUAGUAAAAUGUUGCUUGUGGAUGUUUAGCAGUUGUGGUUAGAAAUUUCAGAUUUGCCACAGACCAAACAAAUGAUUUCUUCAGGAUGUAAGAGAUUCUUAUACUCUGAUUUAAAGGCGUAGAUGUGUUUCCUGAUACUGUAUAGCAGAAGAGUAUUUUGGAACAUUUACUGUGAAGUAAAAGUGGCUAAACAUU